Mastomys coucha (southern multimammate mouse) is the source of this 1513-nucleotide messenger RNA. RefSeq names its product progestin and adipoQ receptor family member 5 (gene Paqr5). The record is from RefSeq and is a predicted model, not a curated record. The coding region runs from base 235 to 1227 and encodes 330 amino acids. Lineage: Eukaryota; Metazoa; Chordata; Mammalia; Rodentia; Muridae. Gene Ontology annotation, molecular function: signaling receptor activity. The transcript has 8 exons. Gene Ontology annotation, cellular component: membrane.
CGCGCCGGGUGCUCCAGGUGCAGUUCCCAGGCGCUUGAGGGCCCGCGGUGUCCUGUAAGGAGUAGCCCGUCUCUGAUCCGCUCUUGCCGCGUCUCUACGCCCUAUCCACUGGACGCCAGUGAGCCUCAGAAUUCAGGGAAGCUACCUUGAGAUCCCCUGGUAUGUCUGAACUCUGAGUGGGACCUGCUAAGAGGCUGGAGUGACCUCAACUGCCUCCCCCAGCCUGGUAUCAAGAUGCUGAGCCUGAAGCUCCCCAGGCUGUUCCGCAUAGACCAGGUGCCCCAGGUGUUCCAUGAACAGGGCAUCCUCUUUGGCUACCGGCACCCACAGAGUUCCGCCACUGCCUGCAUCCUCAGCCUCUUUCAAAUGACCAAUGAGACCCUCAACAUCUGGACGCACUUGCUACCCUUCUGGUUCUUUAUGUGGAGGUUCAUGACUGCACUGUAUAUGACAGACAUCCAGAAUGACAGCUACUCGUGGCCUAUGCUCGUGUACAUGUGCACCAGCUGCGUGUACCCCCUCGCAUCCAGCUGUGCACACACGUUCAGCUCUAUGUCCAAGAACGCCCGGCAUAUCUGCUAUUUUCUGGACUAUGGUGCCGUCAAUCUCUUCAGCCUGGGUUCAGCCAUCGCCUACUCUGCAUACACGUUCCCUGAUGCACUGGUCUGCAGUACCUUCCAUGAGUGCUACGUAGCCCUGGCCGUGCUGAACACCAUUCUCAGCACUGGCCUCUCCUGCUACUCCAGGUUUCUUGAACUCCAGAAGCCCCGGCUCUGCAAGCUGCUCCGGGUCCUGGCCUUCGCCUACCCCUAUACUUGGGAUUCACUCCCCAUCUUCUACAGGCUCUUCCUGUUCCCAGGGGAGAGUUCAAGAAACGAAGCCAUGUUGUACCACCAGAAGCACAUGGUCAUGACCCUCCUGGCCUCUUUCUUGUACUCUGCCCACCUGCCAGAGCGACUGGCUCCUGGACGCUUUGACUACAUCGGCCACAGUCACCAGCUGUUUCACGUGUGCGUCAUCCUGGCCACACACUUGCAGAUGGAAGCCAUCCUUCUGGACAAGACCCUGAGGAAGGAGUGGCUCUUAGCCACCUCCAGACCCUUCUCUUUGCCUCAGAUAGCAGCGGCCAUGUUUCUGUGCAUCAUUUUCAGCCUCAGCAACAUUAUUUAUUUCUCAGCUGCUCUGUAUCGGAUCCCUGAGCCUGAAUUACAUGAAAAGGAAACGUGAUUUCAGAAUGUGCCAGGUGUCGGCGUUAAGCAGUUGGCGUGGUACUAGCUUACAGUGGCCAAAAGCAUUUGUAGCCAACUGAUGUCUUGACAUUUUUUAAUGGGUUCAUAUCAAAAAAAAAGGAUCUAACUGGGCAGAGUUCUCUACACAUGCAUGGAUUCUGUAUGUGUUCUGUAAAUGUGGGUGUAAGUCCUGGAUAAGGAUAAAUAUUAAGUUUUAAACUUAUUUAAAAAUGGGGUGUUUAGGGACUGGAGGUGUAGCUCAGUUGGUAAAUACUUGCCUAGGA